Molecule: messenger RNA, 156 nt
Organism: Carlito syrichta (Philippine tarsier)
Lineage: Eukaryota; Metazoa; Chordata; Mammalia; Primates; Tarsiidae
Product: putative 60S ribosomal protein L39-like 5
Exons: 1
Coding region: 1-156 (51 amino acids)
Biological process (GO): translation
Cellular component (GO): ribosome; cytosolic large ribosomal subunit
Molecular function (GO): structural constituent of ribosome
Source: RefSeq, a predicted model, not a curated record
AUGUCUUCUCACAAGACUUUCAGGAUCAAGCAAUUCCCGCUCAAGAAACAGAAGCAAAAUUGUCCCAUUCCCCAGUGGAUUCGGAUGAAAACUGGUAAUAAAAUCUGGUAUAACUCCAAGAGGAGACAUUGGGGAAGAACCAAGCCGGGUCUAUAA